UGCUUACAGAUUGAGAAAAGCGAUCGAUCGAUCGUUAAAUCUGUCAAAAAUGAAAAUAAAAACCUUUACUUUUGAAGAGAAAUUCAUAUUUAUAGGAUUGUAGAUUGUCAGUUAACUAAAAUUACUCCGAUUUUCUAACAUGACAUAUGAAGCAAAUGACAGCAGUAACGACUACAAUAUGUCUUCUUUUGGAGCGGGUAUUUCUCCGCUUAGGCUCUGCAGAUACGGAUGAGCAACUUCAAGCCUCAGUAUGCAAAUUUCUACCUCCGAUAUUGUUGAAGUUAUCCAGCUCUCAAGAAGGAGUUCGCAAAAAAGUUAUGGAACUUUUAAUCCAUAUCAAUAGGAGGGUUAAAAGUCGACCUCUAGUUCAGCUCCCUGUUGAAGCUCUUUUGUUGCAAUAUCAAGAUCCUGCUGCUAGUUCAUUUGUAAUUAAUUUUUCAAUAAUUUACAUAAAAUUAGGAUACCCUCGAAUGGAAAUUAGUAAACAGGCAGAAUUAGUUCCAAGUGUAUUAAAUGCAAUCGAGGGUAAACCCUUAUCCCAUCAAGACAGUUUAUUGCUUAUUAUUAUGCCGGCACUUGGACAUAUACGUAUACCUACGGAUCCUGAAAAGAGAGCACCUCUUCUUGGACUACAAGAUAAACCUUACGUUGCAAAACAGUUGUUGAAUUUUAUGCUAGAUAUGUUAAUAUUACCUUAUAGAUCUGUAAUACAAACUUCCCAAGAGACUGGGCAGCCCAUUGAAUGGUUUCGAUUCCCAGUACCACCAGGUCUUAAUCAAUAUGCCUUUAAAAGGGUAAUCGGUGAAACUCCACAUACGUCAGAGCAACUUGAGCAAAUAAAAAUAGGAAUAGUUAAAUUUAUCUCCGGAGGAUUUUUUCCUGAUUCUGAUAUUCUGAUACAUUUAAUUGUUGCGGCUGCAGAUACCACAUACAGUGUUGCAAACAUAGCUGACAUUGAAUUAAAAAAAAUUGUUAAUACAUUAGACUGGUCAUCGGUACAACUGGCUGGUCCUCUUUACACUUUGUUUUUGGGAACUGAUGCUUUAGCCACACAAAAAGAAGUCAAACCAGAGAUGAAAAGAUUGCCUGCUUGUACACGUAUUCGACUUAAAUUAUUACAUUAUCUUUGUCGAGUAACUAGAGCUGGAUUUAUUAUUCCUCUAUGUAUUCAAGUUGUAUUUGAUUCACUUUAUGGAAGGAACACAAAUAAAUAUUUGAAAUUCUUGGCUCUACAAUUUACAUUAAACAUUAUACAACAGUGUAGCCUUGUGCAACUAGUUCGGGUAGGAGGAGUUAUUCUAAAUGGAAUGAUAAAAUUAAUUUCGGAUGGUGACGACGUACACAAACCUAAGGCUUAUACCAUUAUUGGACAAUUGGGGCAAAGAGUUCCAACUCUUAUAAAUAAAGAUCUGAGUUUAUUACAAAACUUUUUUGAUGCCCUUGCAUCUACGGUGGGUGAUUUACGGACGAGUAUAAGAGAUGCUUUAAUAAGCAUGACUUCUUCAUUCGUGCUUCUGCGAGACGACGAAACUAAUUUAGCUGUGAUGAAUAGUUUACUGUCGGUCCAUAUUGAAUCACCAGAAUCCAGUGUUAGAUAUGUUGCUGUACACUACGCUGCUACUGUAUUUCCACCAGACGAUGCUCCGUCCAGAUAUUUGUUACUUCUAGCAUGUGGAGAUUCAAAGCAUGAAGUUAAUUUAGAAGCUAUGAAAGCUCUAUAUGGUUCUGCCUAUAAACAUGAGGAAGAUAAGGACAACACAAAACACAUAUUUUUACCUGAUUUCUCCAAGUUAGUGUGUUAUAUACACACUAAAUUACAGGCUAGAAUGGCUGGUACACACCCAGGAAGAGUAAAUAUUGGAAGUAAAACGAUUCCUUACAAUAUCACUACGUUUACAGAGAUUAUAACCUAUCUUCGCCUUUGUCUUGCAAAAAGUGCUAAUGUGCCUGUACAAACUGAACCGUUGGAACAUCCUUGCGAACAUACUCCAACGAUUGGUCGCUAUCUAGAAAAUAUAUCUAAAGAACAUCCAGAAUCUCUAAAUUAUUAUCAGGAAAUGAUUAUGAUGCUUAGUCAUGUUACUGCAGAUCGGGUGCCACUGAAUGCACUUCUAGAAGUGGUUGGGACAAUCCCACUUUAUGCACUUAACCGUUACGAAAGUGAAAUACCAUGGCUUCGAUCCAUGCUUUCAUCGAGUAAAGAAAGUAUUAGAGAAUUGGCUGCUAAAAUCUAUGCCAUUAUCAUAGCAUACAUUCCUGAUAAUGACUUUGAAAAGCAAGUGUCAGAGAUUAUCAAUUCAGCUAAAAGUAAAGUUCCGGAAACACAACACGGUGCAUUAGUCGCAUUAUCACACAUGAUGGAAAGAAAGUUACGGUUGUGGAAACAUACCAACAAGGAUGAAUUGCUGAAGUGGAAUACUUAUUUGGAAGCUGUUAAAACUUUGUAUGCGUUUUUGACCGAUAGCAGCAUGUUACUAGUUAGUGCAGCCACCGAAGGAAUUGGUAAUAUAGGAAAAGCGUUUGCCUUGCCAAUACCAUCAGAAGAUGACAAAGAGUUAAACAAGAAAGCUGUCGUGGAUACCUUAUUUUUAAUUCUGACUAAUGUAAAAACAAGUGGCAAGGUGAAAGAGAAAGCUGCCUUGGCUCUAGGAUGUUUGUGCGUCGGUGAAGAAUUUCCCCAUGCCACAUUUAUUGCUGAAAAAUUCAUUAGUCUAGCAGCAGAGACUAAAGAUGUUGAGAUACAUUUGACAGUAGGAGAAUCGCUGGUUUGUUGUGUACAAGGUGAAGCCUCACCUAAAGGGAGAGAUGCAUGGACAAUGCUACCAACUGAAUACAGCGUUCCUUACAGUGAAGGGAGCAAUGAGCUUUUAAAAUUAGUUUUAGAUAAACUAUUAAAGUUGUCUAAUGUACCACAUCCACAUUCUAGGCAGGCGGUGUGUAUCUGGCUACUAGCACUGGUCAAGCAUAAUGCCAAACGAAAAGAAAUUGUGGAUAAAACUUGUGAAAUUCAAAAUGCCUUUACUGGUUUUCUCUCAGAAAAUAAUGAUUUUGUUCAAGACGUUGCAUCAAAAGGACUUGGCUUGGUAUAUUAUGCUAGCGAAGAAGCGGUUCGUAAGGAUCUGUUAGAAAAUUUGACAAAUCAACUUUUGCAAGGUCGUCGAGCUGUUACAAAAGUAAACAGCGAUACCAAAUUAUUUGAAGAAGGGGAAUUAGGAAAGAGUGUUUCUGGUGGCAGUUUGUCAACGUACAGAGAAAUUUGUUCAUUAGCAACAGAAUUGAAUCAACCAGAACUGGUCUAUCGCUUUCUACACUUGGCAAAUCACAAUGCCGUUUGGACAUCAAAAAAAGGCGCAGCAUUUGGCUUUUCUGUAAUCGCAAAUUUGGCAAAAGAGGAUUUGAAUAAACUUUUGCCCAUUAUUGCGCCAAAACUGUAUAGAUACCAGUACGAUCCAACUCCUAGGAUUCAACGCAGUAUGACUAGCAUUUGGCAUGCCAUUAUUCCAUCUACACAUAACAUCUUGGAGCAAUAUCAUAAGGAGAUACUGGCAGAUUUAUCCAGUAACAUAACAAGUUAUGAGUGGCGUGUACGGAUCAGCUGCUGCCUUGCAUUAGCUGAUCUAUUAAGAUCAAACGUUCCUAUAAAUUUAGUCGAAAGUGGACCAGAACUAUGGAAACAACUAUUUCGUGUAAUGGAUGAUUUUCAUGAGGGUACUCGGUUAGCUGCUAACAAAACUGUCAUAGUAUUUAGUGAACUUUGUAUUCGACGAUGUGACCCAUCGCAAGGUAAAGCUGGAGAGCAAAUUCUUCAAGCAAUACUGCCAGUUUUGUUAGAUGUUGGGAUCGUUCAUGUUGUUGCUACUGUAAGAGCAAUAUCGCUGCAAACCGUAUCUCAAUUCGUUAAGACAGCUGGUGAUUUGUUAAAGCCAUCGUUGGUAAACUUAAUACCAGCACUUUUAACCGCAACUGGUGAAUUAGAAAAUCCUUUGGAUUCUUAUUGGAGUACUCGUUUGGGCGGUAAUUCAGAAGAGCAGGAAGUUCAUGACAGAAACAGAGCACUUGCAGCAAAAAAUUAUUAUACUACGGAGACUGUGACAAAGUGCGUUCAGUAUAUCGAUGCUUCGGUACUGAAAGACUUAAUGCCGAAAGUACUAGAAAUAGUUAAGUCAAACGUAGUGCUUGGCACUAAAGUUGCCUGUUCACAAUUCCUGAUACUGUUAUGUAGUCACUUGAAACAGGACUUGCAGCCAUACACUGGUAAAAUUCUGGCUGCACUAGUAAACGGUCUAACAGAUCGCAACAGUGUUCUUAGGAAAAGUAAUGCCGUCACAAUUGGACACAUAGUAGGAUCUGCAAAAGAAUCUAGUCUAGAGAAGCUUUUUAAUAUGUUAAACACCUGGUAUAUGGAAAGAGAAGAUGACACCAUUAGGCUGGCAAUUGGGCAAACGUUGCAAUCAAUAAACACCCAUAACCAGGAGAUACUUAGAAACUAUUCUGACAUAGUUAUGCCUUUAACAUUUUUCGCAAUGCACGCUGAGAAAGUGCCAGGAAAUGAAGCUACUAUAGAACUAUGGACUGAUUUGUGGGGAGAUAUAUCACCAGGCACAGAAAUGGGAAUAAGGCAACAUUUGACAGCGAUAACUACUAUUUUGAAUUCGUCUUUGGAAUCGGCAUCGUGGACUACGAAAGCACAGGCAGCAAAUGCUGUAUCGACAGUAGCUACAAAAUUAGGCUCUAGUAUCGAUGAAGAAGCGAGAAGUACACUUUUGAAGAUAUUAACAAACGGUCUGCGUGGCAGGACUUGGAACGGCAAAGAACGCCUUCUAAAUGGUCUUGCAACUUUGGCGUGCAAUAGCAAGGAGGCUGUAAGCAAGGAUACAGAACUCCUAGAGACGAUUGUGGAAUCACUGCAUAAAGAAAGUAAGAAGGAAGCUAUUGAAUAUCGUCGGUAUGCCUUGAAAGCAUUUAGUGACGUUUUGCACGAAUUGCAAAUCGACAGAUUUUCCCAAGUACAUGACAUCGCACAAGAGGUUCUCCUCAAGGUUACAAUUAAAGAAGAUGACGACGAGGAGAAGUCUUUGACAGAAAGAACAAAGAAAAAGGAAGAUAUACUGAAAUUGCAGGAGACAUUGUACGAAGCUCUCGGAAAGGCAUGGCCAUCGAAUAAAGAAACUCAAGACAAAUAUUGUUUGCAAUUUGUGACGCAUUGUUAUGAAGUAUUACCAAAAAGUACCAGAACUCUUCAAGUUGCGAUCCUAACCAUGCUUAACCUCUUUGUGGAUAAGUUAGUCUUACUACAAAUCGAUGCCACACAGACUUCCCCUAAGGACAAGGAAACAUUAAAAUCGAUUUGUGACGUACUCGAGAAAAUUUUGAGGCACUCUAUGGGCAUUUCUAAGUAUACGAGGAUAAGGAAAGAGGCAUUGAACAUUGUCUUUUCUCUGUCAAGAAGAUUUAGAGAUACCAAAAAUAUUACGCAUCUUGAAAACUUAACUACUUUAUUCACCGAAGUCCUACCGGACUUAUCUGGGGAUAACCAACCAGAAAUUCGUUCCAGGGUCAUUGACAUUAAAGAUAUGCUCAAAAUAUAAAUUGAAAUCGUUGGGUGUGAUUAUAGAUAGAUUCAACCAGCUAUCAUGGCUUUUAUUUAUUUCACCAAAGGUGUAUCUCAUAUGAGUGGUGAAAUUUGGCAAGCAGCAUUUGUUCACAUACAUAUACGCAAGUAAAUUAAAUGUAAAAAAUGAUUUUGCUUCAUAGUACUAUAAAAAAAAAGAACCGAAAUUAGAUUUCAUGAUCAAAGAAUACCCGUUCGUUCUUUCAGAUGAUUUCAAUAAAUUGGUAGGAAGUAAAUUCUGCAUGGUGUCUAGUACCGAUAUAUUCAUAUAGACAUUGUUGUAAUCAUGUAAAACAUUGAUCAUCACUUUCUUAAUAUAUUUUUUAGUUAAUCAGUUUCUUGGAACAAUUCCGUACUAGUACUUCGUUCAAAAUUUCUAAAGACUGGCGGUUAUGUUAUAUGGUAACAUUUGAUUAAUUUAAAACUUGUUUAUAACUAGUGGUAUUAAUUAUGCAAAAUCAACGAGUUUCUUUUCACACGUGACUCCAACUAUCAUUGCCACUUAUAAAACUUGCAUUUUGAGGUUCAUCGUCAAUAUUACGAGUGCUAGGUUUCUUCGCCUUAUCGGUGAUAUUGAACAAAUCAACAACGUAACUUGUUCUGACCAUGAAUCUUAGAAUGCAAUAAAUGUAACGUUGUAAUUAGCCUACUUAUUUAUAUUAAAUAAAAAUUGAAAUAAAA
Orussus abietinus is the source of this 6292-nucleotide messenger RNA. RefSeq names its product proteasome-associated protein ECM29 homolog. The coding region runs from base 147 to 5588 and encodes 1813 amino acids. The transcript is spliced from 28 exons. Gene Ontology annotation, biological process: proteasome assembly. The record is from RefSeq and is a predicted model, not a curated record. Gene Ontology annotation, cellular component: cytoplasm; nucleus. Lineage: Eukaryota; Metazoa; Arthropoda; Insecta; Hymenoptera; Orussidae. Gene Ontology annotation, molecular function: molecular adaptor activity.